Messenger RNA from Phalaenopsis equestris, 1397 nucleotides. Its product is annotated as AP2/ERF and B3 domain-containing transcription factor At1g51120-like. The transcript has 2 exons. NCBI's taxonomy places the organism in Eukaryota, Viridiplantae, Streptophyta, Magnoliopsida, Asparagales, Orchidaceae. Gene Ontology annotation, molecular function: DNA-binding transcription factor activity; DNA binding. The record is from RefSeq and is a predicted model, not a curated record. Gene Ontology annotation, biological process: regulation of DNA-templated transcription. The coding region runs from base 227 to 1030 and encodes 267 amino acids.
CCGCACUGCCACGUACCGCAUUGAAGCAGUAAUACAGCCAUCUUAAUCUGUUUCUUUCCCACCGAUAUUUCCCCAAAGAUAGUUAUUCACAUUUCAAGCCCAAACUUUUGCUGGCUUCUCUCCUCCAUCUCCCACAUUUUGGAUUGCAAUGCAUCCGUCAAAACCCCAGCUUCAAUCCAAAGCCUGAACCUCAACAAUUUUUCCUUGGAAAAAUGAAUUUUUUCUGAUGAAUCCCACUAGGCAACCAUCUGACGAGGGCCCGUCGUCUAGGAUUACAUCGACGCCAGCAGGGCUACUACAAUUUACACCGCCAACAUGGUACGAAGGUAUAGUUCCCCAGCAAAACGGUCUUUGGAGUGCUCAAAUCAACUUUAAUGGCAGUCUUGUAUUGCUCGGAACGUUCAAAUCCGAAGUAGCCGCGGCACGAGCUUACGAUAGCGCGGGCACGAAACUCAAAGGCGGUGAUUUCUACCGUAACUUCUUGUUAACGAAUGUCACUAUUCAUGAAUCCUAUUUUCAGAGCUCCUACUCCAACGAAGCCAUUAUGGAUAUGAUUAGGGAUGGCUCUUACGAACGCAAGCUCAUUGAUACUGUUUGGAGUCAGCAGCGUCAAUAUCAAUACAUAGGCUAUUUAGCAAUGCCUACUUGCUUGGACGCUAUCCCAGGAUUCGUUUUUGAGGAAAUGUUUCAUAAAAAGCUGAUUUUGAAUGGCAUCGAGGGUCAGAACAUACUGGUUUUACCUCAUCAAGCUCGUUCGUACUAUCCACCAUUUAAGUCCACAGGCGGACUACCGCUUGUGUUUAGAGACAGAGUGAAUCGGCCAUGGGAGUUUCAGUACUGUUACAACAAUAGUACUCAGAGUUACAUAUUCAAUAUGGGUUGGAGUAAGUUUGCGAACGAGAUGGAGCUCCGUACUAAAGACACUGUCGUCUUCUAUAGAUGCAUGGAUUGGAGAAACUUUCCUCCAAAAAAUUUCGAUAUGGUUGACAUCAUCCGGGAUGCCAACCCCAAAAAACCGCGGCGACGCUGAGGUUGCAUUCAUGUUGAAGAUUGAAUGCUAUACGUGCAGCCUAUCAAGUAUCUAGCCGUGACUCAUUCCUCUUCAAAAAAAUUGGAAUCGCCUUCUAAAAUCUUAUGUUUAGACAAUGGUUUUAUUUAGUUGGGUAAAGCUGAAAAUAUAAUUUUAAAAUGCAAUUAGCAUUCGGUAAUAAGAUUUUUGAAUAAGCGUGCAGAGCGCAAAUAUGGGAUGUUUUCUUUUCGAACAUUACUCAUAAGCAUUUAUUUAUGCUGCAAAUUAUUUCGUGUUAUUGUGAAGUGUUUUGGCUUAGAUUUCUCUCUUAGUGUAUGCCUCAUAUAGUCGUGUUUAUAAGAGAAUGAACAAAAUGUUUAAUACUAUU